UGACAACUGACAAGUAAACAAAGUAUUAAACUCUUAAAAAUCAAAAUGGACAACACUACAGUUUUUACACCGUUAAAAAAUCAUUAUAAAAUUACACAGCAACUAACUCCUACUGCAGAUUUCUUGGAAGCGGCAAAUGCGACGAUUUCUGUCAUCGGGUCUUUGGGAAUGUGCUUUUUGACUAUGGUCCAUACUAUGAAAAAAAACAUUAAGACACUGACGGAACAUUUUCUAAUUGACCCCAAAAAAUAUGAAUUUUUGGAGGAUAUGAUAUCACUAGCUAUAGAAAAUGAACAAAUUGCUGUAACUGAGGCGAUGUUAUGGCUCGCCAGAGAACUUGGUUGUAUAUGGAAAUUUUUGGAAUUAAUCAUCGAAGAGCCGGAAGAAGAAGACACUGGACCGUUAUUGCAAGCAGCUUACGAGAGAUAUAUAGCGAUUUAUCAUGGUUGGAUCUCAUCUAAUUUAAUUAAUGUUUUAUCAAAAAAUUGCCCCAGUAGAAAAAAACUUCUUCACAUUUUCGCUUUGAGAAAGGACCAUUUAGAAACUAAUGUUCUUAUCGACAUGAGACUUUAUGUGGAUCAAUUGGGUGCAAUGGUGGAAAAAUUUAGACAGUUCAUUGAUUGGGACAGCGUUGAUGAUGUUUUCGAUUAUUAAGAAAAACACGUUUUACAACUUUUAUAUUCAAUAUGCCAGCAAUCAAAAUGCUUCGCUACAAAUUCCGACAGAAUCUCGUCUUUCUCCCUCAACACACCUUCCUACUUGGAAGAGAUGUUGUGGCGCAGUUAUUCUUUCACCUCAUUCCAUAUUCAAAGUAAGAGCGUUCACCCGUGCAGUUGAUAUCAGCGGGCCGCAAUUGUCUCCCAAUUUGACAUAACUUCCUUUAAAACUAAAAAAGUUUUAUACAAUAUUUUUACAAUAUGUGAUUUUGUGUAACGUACCUUUCGAAUCCUUCUGGGCAUGAAUUCUUUUUGCAUUCUCCUGAUAAAGUUGACCUGUUAUUAUUGCUCAAUUUUACAUGGUCCUUGUUCAUAUGGUGAAAAACAGUUGUCUUUUGGUUUUUAAUAAAUUAAAUCUGUGCAAUGUUGUGUUUUACAAUAAAUGUUUUACAGAAAAUAAAUUGAAAAUAUUCAAA
Molecule: messenger RNA, 1132 nt
Organism: Aethina tumida (small hive beetle)
Lineage: Eukaryota; Metazoa; Arthropoda; Insecta; Coleoptera; Nitidulidae
Exons: 5
Coding region: 46-654 (202 amino acids)
Biological process (GO): ceramide transport; intermembrane lipid transfer
Cellular component (GO): cytoplasm; membrane; cytosol
Molecular function (GO): ceramide 1-phosphate transfer activity; ceramide 1-phosphate binding
Source: RefSeq, a predicted model, not a curated record